This is a messenger RNA of Cinara cedri, 7273 nucleotides long. The record is from the annotation of a GenBank genome assembly. NCBI's taxonomy places the organism in Eukaryota, Metazoa, Arthropoda, Insecta, Hemiptera, Aphididae.
AUGGUAAGUUGAAUUGAAUCAUUGAAAUAUUGUUUUUAAAAUAAUCUUCAAUGUAAUAACAUUAUAAAUUGUAUUUGUAAAGAAAAAAAAUUAUUUUAAUAAUAUUGUUUAGGGUCAAAGUCAUUCAGGUGGUGGUGGAGCUGGUGGUGAUAAAAAAGAUGACAAGGACAAGAAGAAGAAGUACGAACCACCAAUUCCAACCAGAGUGGGCAAGAAAAGGAAGCGUGCUAAGGGUCCAGACACGGCUACAAAACUACCAAUAAGUAUGUAUACUAGUAUAUAAGUAUAUAAGUAUUGUGUACUAUCAGAAUUCUAAUUUUGUAUUAAUCAAAUUUAUUUUGUAGUUACUCCACAUACUAGAUGUCGUUUGAAGUUGUUGAAAUUAGAGCGUGUCAAGGAUUAUUUAAUGAUGGAAGAAGAAUUUAUUUUGAACCAAGAAAGACUCAAGCCACAAGAGGAAAGGAAUGAAGUAAAUAUUUAUGAAAUACCAGAAAAAUCUAGUUUAAUUACCUAUGCUUAUUUUUCAAUAUAUGUGUUUUAUGGUGCUGAUUCUGAAAUUGUUUGUAAACAAUUUCACUUUUGGAUAUAUAGGUACCUAUAUUUAUAAUUUAAAACUUAUGUUUACUGUUAAAAAUCUACUUUCUACUUAUUCUGACCGUACUUUUAUUGUAUGUGACGAUUUUAAUCUUCCAAGACCAGAGGAGGUUUUAUGAUCUGUUAAUUGCAAUGGUCUCAUCUAUUCCUCUACAUGGGAUUCUCGUAUUAAUGUUUCCCUAAGGUUUAUACAGUUAAUCAAUUUGGUAUAAGUCUAAUUUACCAGACACCUUUUUUUUACCAAUUUUUUUUUUAAAUAUGUGUUUUUUGAUGAUGAUUUCAGAACUGUUUGAAUUUUUUUGCAGAAAUCAUUAUUAAAGAACUCAUGAAAGUUUUGAAGUAUGUUUUUAUUACAGGUUUUGUAUAAAUACCUAAUUUUAUAUUCAUUUACUUACAUUAGACGUAUUGGGUAACACGUCAGUAAUAGAAUGCAGUAUCAAGUUUGAUAAUGUCAAAUGUGCAAUACAUUUUUGCACUUGUAUUAUAAAAAAACACUCACCUAAUUUACAAAAAACAUUUAAACAUUUUGAUUUUGCCACAAGUUUACCCCAAUUAAAUUUUUCCUAAUUAUCUACACGACAUGGUAUUGCACAACAAAGCAAGGGUUCUUUUCAUUUAAAAUAGUCCGAGUGAGUGAAUGAGUGAUCCUGUUGGGUCUCUAGGGGCACCUAUAAUGCUAAUAUAAUAAACUUCAGAUUUCCAUAACUUCUUUAAAUAAUAAUUUCUGCAAAAAAAUCCAAACAGUUCUAAAAUCAGCAAACACAUAUUAAUAGAAAAAUUCAAAAACAAAUUGUGUUUAGUGAACUAAAAUUGUUUCAUCAUUUCUAUUAGACUAUUAGAUUAACAAUGUUUCUAAUGUUUCUGAGUCAUUUAUAGAUUUUAUCUUUUUGAGCCAUUAUCAGUUCAAUGGCAAUGCUGUUUUGAAUACAUUAGUGUCCGAAGUAUUAUCAAACAUUGUCUAUUGACUUAAUUCCAGUUAUCAACAGUUGCAUGUAGUUGAUACUUCUCAUUAUUUUUAUAAUUUCUGCACAGUUGACUACUCGUUAAUUUGUUUUUGUUCUCAUUUAAUUGGUUAGAAACCAUACCAAACUUAUAUGCUAAUUCUGUUGCAUUGCAUGUGUGUAUUUUGCGCCACUUACUAUGUAUAGAAUAGACCAGAUGUAAUUUUCCUAUUUAUUAGCAUACAUUAUUUUUUUUAUGAAUUAAUGAUUUGGUGUUUCAAAAAGAAAGCUCACUUUAUUUUGAAGUAUUUUCUAAACAUGAAAUAUUAUCGUAGGUUUUUUUUCUUCAGAUUAAAUAUAAAUAUUUAAGUAAUGUUGCAGGAAAUCUACUCAGUUUCACUGAGGCUACAUUUUGGGUUAACCUAUUUAUAUUCUGGAACUUUAAGGUAAAAUGAAUCUAGUCAGUUAAUCCAAAAGACUGUUAAAUUAAAUGUUGUUGCUAGUAAUAAUAUAUUAAACUUAUUUUACAAAAAUUUUAAUAUUCUAGCGCUAAUGUAAUACGUAUGCUAUCAGAUUUCUAAGUUUUCCUUUAUAGCUAUUCCGUAAAUCUUUUGAUUCUGGAAACUACCCAGAAAUUCUUAAAUUUAAAUUAAAUUAAAAAGCAGCACAGAUUUAGCUCACAUUGUUUAGUUAUUUUGUGUUUACUAACUACGUGUUUGAUGUUUUUGAAAGUAAAAAUUAGGUUGAUGUUAUUUUCACUGAUUUUUAAAAAAAGUUUUGAUAGGGUAAAUAAUGUUGCAUUAUUGAAAGUCCUUAUGAGCUUUGGUUUUAGAGAAACUUAGUUAAGGUUUACCUCUUAUUUGUGUUACUAAUUUGCUUUAAACAAAAAAGCCUCUAAUUGUUUUCAUAAUAAUGUCUUCUAUUCAAUAUUUAAUUAAAUUAAAUAUUAAUAAUGGAAAAUCAAGGACUUUUGAGACCUUCACAGUUAGCAUUUUAUUAUUAAUGAGAUAUUUAUGUAUUUUAUAUCAUAGAAACUCAUUUUUAAAUUGUUUGAUCUCUAAAAGUUUUCUAAAAAAGUUCUAUUAAUUAGUAUAGCUUGCAAUAAUUUAAUGUCAUAGUACAUACUGAAAAUAUAGAUACAAUAUCAUAUCAUUGAUGUUCUAACUAUAGUUAUCAAUUAAAAUUUAAAUAUUUUGUAUUGUUAUCUAAUGCAAUGUUUAUAUUAUUUCAGGAAGAACGUUCAAGAGUAGAUGAUUUACGUGGAAGCCCUAUGUCUGUUGGCACACUGGAAGAAAUAAUUGAUGACAAUCACGCAAUUGUAUCAACGUCUGUUGGAAGUGAACAUUAUGUUAGCAUAUUGUCAUUUGUUGACAAAGAUCAGCUGGAACCUGGUUGCUCCGUAUUACUCAACCACAAAGUAAAUCAAAUUAAUUUCUAAAAUUUAAUUGUUAUUUUAUGUUUAUCAUUAUACUAAUUUUAGGUCCACGCAGUUGUUGGAGUACUAUCUGACGAUACAGAUCCGAUGGUAACAGUAAUGAAACUUGAAAAGGCACCACAAGAAACAUAUGGUGAUAUUGGUGGUUUGGACCAACAAAUACAAGAAAUUAAAGAGUCUGUUGAACUCCCACUAACCCAUCCUGAGUAUUACGAAGAAAUGGGUAUUAAACCUCCAAAAGGAGUUAUCCUGUACGGACCUCCUGGAACGGGAAAAACACUUUUAGCUAAAGCUGUUGCCAAUCAAACUUCAGCCACAUUUUUGAGAGUGGUUGGGUCCGAACUUAUUCAAAAGUAUUUGGUAAGAUUUAGUUAAAUGAUUAUUAUUUACUAAAAAUACACUGUUUAUACAUAUUAUGUAUACAGUGGAAGUGUUGAAUAAUGUUAUUUUAAGAAAUUACUAGGUAGUUUAUGAAUUAAAUGAGGAAAAAAACGAUUAUACAAUCUUACCUAGUUUAGUUAUUUUAUGGAAUCUAUAGAUAUUAUAUUUAAUUUUAAUUUAAUUUCCUUUGAAAGUAUAGAAUAUAUGCACUUUUAAAAUGGUAACUCGUACAAAAUGAUAUUUUAAAAUAAAUUACUUUUAUAAAUAUUAUUAUGAACUUUCACAUUUUUAGUGAACUAAUUAUAUUUAAUUUACAAAAACUCGCCGUUUUGUUUACCAUGAUGAUGUGUUUUGUGUAGGCCAUUGGUAAAGUACUUACACUCUUGAAAAACACUGGUUUAAUAAUAUUUGAAAUAAUAAAGUAGAGAAUAACAAAAUGUUGACAUCCAACAGUAAGAAGACUUUUUAAGAGAUUUUGUAUAAAAGUUAUUUAAUAAGAUAAUCCUAUAAUAACAUGAUAAUCAUGCUGAAUUGAAGAAAAAAGCCCCAUUAUUGUAAAUUAAUACUUUUAAAUUAAUUUUUCUAAAAAAAAUUUCUGGAACUCAAAAUAAAAAAAACAACUAAACUAAUAUUGUAUAAUUCUGGAAUGUAAUAUUAUAAUAAUCUAUACCCGAUCACUUAUGUGUUUAUUUCUUUUCACUUCUAUAGUACAUAUGUACUAUUUUUGUUUUAUUUAAGUGGUUUUUUUCCGAUUCAUUAUUUUAUUUAAUUGUAUAUAAUGUGUAUUAAUUUACAACAGGGCUUUUUUUUUCUUCUUACCUACAUACUACAUGAUCUUUAUAGUGGUCGUUAACCUUUUUGACUUCAUGGACCACUAAAAUCAUAACUGUAAAUUCUACUAACCACUAUAAAGUUUAUAGUGUUUAUACUACAUAUCAAGGGUCCUUAUUCCGAUGUUUUGAACCUGCAGCCUUUUUUACAUAAUUAAUGUUCUACAAAUAAAAAAAAAAAAUACGUUUAUAAAAUAAUAAUAAAGAAUUUUUUAUUUUUUAUCUAUAAGACAAUUUAUUAAGUUUUUAAGUUUUUCUGCGGUCAUCAAAAUUUUCUCGUGGACCACCGGUUGGUGACCACUGAUCUACCUAAAUGAUAUAAGUAUUAGGUGUUAUGAAAUUGAUGAUACUUUAUUUCAGGGGUGGCCCUUUUUUUUGGUAGAUCUACUAAGAAUAUAUUUCCACUUUCUAACAAAAAAGGAAAAUUAUAAAUUAUCUAAUAGGUAUUAUUAGUACACAUACAUGUACUAUUAUUAAAACUAACAAUAUUAUUGUAAAUACAAUUGCUAGAAUAAACUCUGUUGAAUUGUAUUAAUUGAUAAAUUUACAACAAAUUAGAGAUAAUGUAUUAAGAUAAAAAUGAUCAAAAAUUGUUAUUUAUUUACUAAUUACAUUAAAAUAAAUUCUAACACAAUGGAGAUCGACAUUUAAAUCAACUAACUUAACCUAACCUAAUCUGAUAGUUUGGCCACCCUUGCCUUAUCUGAUCUACAAUUUUAUUGGAAAAAGAUGAAUAAUAUUGUACAAUUUAACAUAUUAACGGUGUAAGAAAUAAAAAUGUAUAAAGUACAUUGUAAUUAUUACAUUUCAAUAACCUAGUUAUUUCAUAAAUUAACUGAUUCAAUACUUUAACAGUAACAUGUAUAAUAAAUCUAUAGGGAGAUGGUCCUAAAUUAGUGAGAGAACUGUUUCGUGUUGCUGAAGAACACGCACCAUCUAUAGUAUUUAUUGAUGAAAUUGAUGCAGUUGGUACUAAACGUUAUGAUUCAAACUCCGGUGGUGAACGUGAAAUUCAACGUACUAUGUUGGAACUUCUUAAUCAAUUGGAUGGUUUUGAUUCUAGGGGUGAUGUUAAGGUAAAUAAUAAGGUCUUAUUGGAAUUUAUGAAUGUUCAUAACCUUGUAUUUAUUCUAUAGGUAGUCAUGGCUACAAAUCGUAUCGAGACUUUGGAUCCUGCCUUGAUUCGUCCUGGUCGUAUCGAUCGUAAAAUCGAGUUUCCAUUGCCAGAUGAAAAGACUAAACGUCGUAUAUUCAACAUCCAUACUUCAAGAAUGACAUUGGCGGAAGGAGUGAAUCUGCAAGAACUCAUUAUGGCUAAGGAUGAUCUUUCUGGUGCUGACAUAAAAGUAAAUAUAUGUUCAAUUAUUGUUUUGUUUCAAGUAUGUACAAAAUAAAAUUAUAUAGUUAAAUUAUAAGGUCUUAGUCAAUUUGAAACUAAAUUUUUUGAAUAAUCAUUAUAUUUAUUAUUACAAAGAUGUCAUACUUAAAGUUUGCUUGUUAAUAUUUUUAUUCAUAAUCAAACAAACAAAUAUAAAAGCUUAUUAGAUAUUCAUCAUUUUAGUACAGAUUUGAUUUACCUACCUCAUGUAAGCUGUAUAGCUUAAUAGAGCUUUUGUUGGAGAUAGGGAGUUAUGAUUAUUACUAAGCAAUGAUAAAUAUAAAUGAUAAAAUUAAUCAAAUGAAAAUUGAGAAAACAUUUUUUUUUUUGAUAAUCAAUAAUAAUAUGUUGAAGGAUUGUCAUUACUCACAUUAGACUUUUGAAUGAAAUAAUUGCAUAAUAUAUUUUUCUUUAGUUCUAUAUUUGAACUUAAAUUCAUUAUGUAUAAUUUUUGAAUUAGAUGAUAAAUUGUUAAAUAAGUUUAAUCCUAUAUAUAUAUAUACAAGUGUUGCAUUAGGUUUAUUUAUUAAUAAGAAUUGAUUAGCAGUAUUCCUUGUAUUUUUACUAUUUUGAAUUUUAAAAUUUGUUUUUUUUUUUUUGAAUUUCUAUAAAUGAUGUUUUUCCGAAUAAUUGAUCCAGAGUUAGGAUUUCUAGCAUUCUGAAUAAAUCGACAGUAUUAUAAUUUUGUUCGUAAUAUUGUUUUAGUAAUAUUCUAAUCGAAAUUCUGUGAGCAACAUUUAGUGGUUUCAAUGCAUUACUGUAAGUGGACCCCACACAAUUAGUCCAUAAGUCAAUAUAGAUUGAAAUAAUGAGAGGUAUAUUAUUCUGCUGGUAUUGAUAUCAAUAAUAUUGCGUAAUUCUCUAAACAAAUAAAAACAUUUUCUUGUUUGUGUAAUCACACUAUGCAUGUCAGUUACUCAUUUUACGUGUUCAUCAAAACGUUCACCUAAGUAUUCAGUGGAGUGUAUUCUGUUAAUAUUCAUAUAAUAUUUAUUUGCAAAACUCUUGAUUAUUUUCAUGAAAACAUUUAUUUAUGUAAGCACAAUUUCAUUCAGAGAAUUCACUUUAGAUAAAGAGAACAUAAUAAAUACGGAUUUGUUAUUAUUUAAUGAUAAACUAUUGUUAGUGGUACCAUUUAUUUAUUUGUAUUAUAAUAUAAUUAAAUUAAAUUAAUUUUUAAUUGUUGUUACUAUAAUAUUGAUCCUCUUUAUUAUGAAUUUUAUUUUUUUUAAAUUGAUGGGUUAUUUUUUAAAACUUCAUUUAACAAAUUGAAUCUAGUUCUGUUAAUUUAAAAGGUUGUUUUUUUAAACUUGUUUACAACAAAUUUCAGUAAUUAAUUUUAACAACAAACAUUACUAGUUUUUUUUACUAACACAAUUUUAACAGUUUAAUGUUUGUUUCAUAAUAGUUUAUUGUCAAGUGAAAAAAGUGAUAGUAAAUUACUGUUUCUGAUUUUUAAAAUUAUUUUUAACACCAAGAUUAAAAACAGGAUAAUGCAAUUGAUAUUAUCAGUUUUAAAACAUCUAAAUUUAAUUUGUAAAAUAAUUAACAAGUACUAAUUGAUUUAUUUUGAUUAUAGGCUAUUUGUACUGAAGCAGGAUUGAUGGCUCUUCGUGAACGUCGUAUGAAAGUUACUAAUGAAGAUUUCAAGAAAUCCAAAGAAAGUGUUUUGUACCGUAAGAAGGAGGGCACUCCUGAAGGAUUAUAUUUGUAA